Molecule: messenger RNA, 3779 nt
Organism: Schistosoma haematobium
Lineage: Eukaryota; Metazoa; Platyhelminthes; Trematoda; Strigeidida; Schistosomatidae
Product: Serine/threonine-protein phosphatase 2A 56 kDa regulatory subunit alpha isoform
Exons: 9
Coding region: 184-1647 (487 amino acids)
Biological process (GO): protein dephosphorylation; signal transduction
Cellular component (GO): cytosol; protein phosphatase type 2A complex; nucleus
Molecular function (GO): protein phosphatase activator activity
Source: RefSeq, a predicted model, not a curated record
CAAAUCCAUAUGUAGAGAAGACCAGAGUUAUUCGUAGACAUAAAUUAACAACGUGAAGGAACAAUCAGUUAGUAAUUUUCACUACUUUCCUGUUCGGUAUGCUCCAAAUACUUUUUGAUCACUUAAGUGACAUUGAAUAUUGUAUGUGUGCGAGUGCGCUUUCCCUGAAUCUUUGUAGAAGAGAUGUCAAAGGAUAUCCCUAAGCUUGACCCGUUUAGAACUAAGGCAGAAAUAAAGGGAAAGAAACAGAAAAGAUCCCAAGGAUCUUCACAUUAUAGACCAAAAGCACCAACUGAACUAACACGUUUACCGGCAUUUAAAGAUGUCUCUCCUUCUGAGCACCAAGAGUUGUUUGUGAAGAAACUUCAGCAAUGCUGCGUUGUCUUUAACUUUGAGGACUCAACUUCUGAUGUCAGUAGUAAAGAGAUCAAAAGAACUUUCUUGAAUGAGCUGGUAGAGUACAUAAGCGUAACAAGGAACGCGUUGAAUGAAUCUGUUUACCAGCCGAUUGUUUCCAUGAUUGCUUGCAACAUAUUCAGACCUCUCCCACCCUCUGACAAUCCGGACUUUGAUCCCGAGGAAGACGAUCCAAUUUUGGAAGCAGCCUGGCCUCACCUUUCAUACGUCUAUGAGUUUUUCCUGCGUUUCCUUGAGUCUCCUGAUUUUCAACCAGUUGCUGCUAAAAAAUAUAUUGACCAGAAAUUUGUACUUCAAUUACUGGAGCUGUUCGAUAGCGAGGAUCCUCGAGAACGUGAGCUGCUAAAGACCGUGGUUCAUCGCAUCUACGGGAAGUUUUUGGGAUUAAGGUCUUUUAUCAGAAAGCAGAUUAACAAUAUAUUUCUAAGAUUCAUAUAUGAAACGGAACAGUUCAAUGGUGUUGGGGAGUUGCUUGAAAUUUUGGGGAGUAUUAUAAAUGGUUUCGCCCUCCCACUUAAGUCUGAACACACUCGGUUCCUCGCAAAAGUUUUGAUCCCACUUCACAAAGCCAAGUCCUUAGUGACCUUCCAUCCUCAACUUGCUUACUGCAUAGUCCAGUUCUUGGAUAAAGAUGCGACUCUGACAGAGCAGGUUGUUCGCGGACUCUUAAAAUUUUGGCCCAAAACCUACUCUCAAAAAGAAGUUAUGUUUUUAGGUGAAAUUGAAGAAAUCCUAGAAGUUAUUGAGCCUUUACAAUUCCAGAUUAUUAUGGUCCCUCUUUUUAAACAAAUUGCGAAGUCAGUCUCAAGUUCCCACUUUCAGGUUGCUGAACGAGCACUAAGUUAUUGGAACAAUGAUAAUAUAGUUUCUCUUAUUGAAGAAAAUCAUGACACUCUUAUACCAAUAUUAUUCCCAUCCUUCUAUCGUAUUUCACGCGAGCAUUGGAAUCAAACAAUUGUAGCUUUGGUCGGAAAUGUUCUGAAAAUCUUUAUGGAAAUGAAUACAAAUUUGUGCAAUCAGUUAGCUGAAAAACACAAAGUAGAACGUCAAAGGGAACGUAAACGGGAGAAGGAACGUGAAGAAUUAUGGAAGAAACUUGAGCAGCUGAGGAUGUCUGGUUCGGGCGACACACCUGGCCCACCAAAUAUUGAUACCAAAACUAGCUCUGCAAUUACCAACAAUGCUUUCACUAACGUCCAUCAACUAGGGGUAAAUGUGACUAAGCGCUAGAUGCAGCUCUCCAACCACUUGUUUCACACAAUAUCGGCCAUAUAAUAUUGCGUUUCAUGAUCCAUACAUCUUAGAAGCCUCAUGAUUCAUUCCGUACUGCGUUAGAGAUUUUUGUGAGUUAAAUAGUGCUGAACAUGUAACUUGGUCCUUAAGUACAACUUGAUUAGUGCAUGUUUGCCCAUCCAUUUAUUGAAUGAAUGAGGGUAUAUUCUUUUCUUGAAGUGACUAUUAUACUUUUUGUUCUCUGCUUCAAUUAAAUACCACAUCUUGUUAUUUAAUGUGACCUCAAUUGUAAUUUCAUGAACAUAAUUUGUAUGUUGAUUUUAUAGUUAUAAGACACAUAAUCGCUCACUUAUAACCCCAUUAAUCUGUAAAUCCAUCGACAGGACAAUAGAGAUAUCGAAGUGGUUAUUAUCCUAAAUUUUUGUGAAUGGCUUUCGCAGUUUUAUGAAUAUCAUGCCCAGUUCAAACUUGGAGAAAUCACAUUCACGAAAUGUCUUUUAAAUUCUUUUUGGAUGACUUAUUGUUUUACUUGAAAAUGUACUCGGUGUUUCUUUCUGUGUACCUAUAUUUUUUACAGAAAACCGAGUAUAUACGUAAAUAAUAUAUGGAACGCAUUUCUGGAUUUUACUGUAUCUUUAGUUAUUUAUUAUGCUUUUCACGAAACGCUUAAAAAUCUCAGCUCCAUAUAUAUCGUAUUUGAAUACCAUUGAGGUUGAGUCCUACAGCCAUUAUUACGUUGACUUUUUGGGAGAUAUGAAAUUGAUUCCUAUUAGUAAUUGUCACGAUAGCUAUUCACAAAUACUAAAAAUCGAAACAUCAUACUGGCUAUUGUCCCCUUGUGAGAAGCUUUGCAUUCAAACAAUAAUGCGAAUUACAGAUUGUGGUACUACUGUUAUAAUGCUGUUUUAAGGAUGACCCUCUGAUGAAAUUCAGUUCUGUACUACAUUUCCAUCUACUUAUAACGUCUAACAAUUUCCGUGAUUUUAUAAUCCUAUAUGUGCAAGUUUUUCUUACAACAAUUCAGUUUCUGACUUAUCCUCUUACAAGAUCAGUAUCAUAUGUAGGUUGAAAGAUAGAAUCCCUCCUAGAGGUUAUUUAUAAACGAGCUGUUGUUACGGUGUAAUGAACAAAGCUACGCUAGGGAAGCGAUCAUAUCACAUGCAAAUUAUGUGAGAUGAAUAAAACGUGGUAAUCUCUCGUUUUAUCACUGCUACAACAAUUAAAGUUCACACCAUUAGUUCAUCUGUGAUCUCAGAGGCCAUAGAUUCCUCUAUUUCCAAACCAGUCUUCUAAUUUUCCAUCACACUUAUUGAAGCUUUAUAUAAGUGUUUGUGAAAUCCUUAUUACAUCUUAAAGCAUAAGUAUGGAAUUCUCAGAAUGUUUUAAAUGUGCAGAUGAGUACCCAGAAAUAGAACAAAUUACCCACUUUCCACACGGGGACGAUUGUCUAUAGUAAGAUCAAGGCAUAAUAUGAGUCAGUAUCAAUAUACUGGCUGAUGAGUAAGUUUCAAUGAGACUAAAAAUUCUGGCAAUUAUAUCCACGACAUUUAGAAGUCUUUUGGUAUUUCUAAUGUGUAGUAGGAGUGCCAUAAGGAUUACUGAUUAUUGGUCACUUAACCUUUCGCCAGAGCAAAUCACUGUAGGGAGGAAUCCGCUACACAAGUAAAAAUUAUAGGUUCUCCCUGCAAACACUUAGAUCCCAAACAUGUUUACCUUUGAACUAUUGGGUUAAUAAGCUUCAAACCAUCGGGGAAGUCUAACGUUUCUUGAACGACAAUUUUCCAGAGUUUCCUGCUUUAAAUGUCCCUAAAUCUUUAUGUAACAAACAAUGACAUUCUAAUUACUCACACAUAUGCUUGGAAAAGUUUUUUUUUAAUCUACGUAAAUUACUAGUAUAAAAAUAGCAGGUGAAAUAACAAGCUUCAGUCAGUAACAACGUAGAACUUCGUACGUACGUACAUCAGUUCGAGUUGCCACACCACAUUAGCACAGAGAUACAGUGGUCGAUUCAAAUCCCGUAGUGGUAGAGCUAAUAAGAGUAUAAGCAGUAAUCGGGAAGAUUAGGGUUUGGAGAUGUUAUUUAAAGAGUAUAAUACAGUGAAAUAAAUUUGGAAGGAGGAAAAAAGGGA